UCGGCAGAGUGUACAAUGUGCUGCCAGAGAGCCAGCAGGCAGUGCACAGAGAAACGGCAAGAGAGGGAGGGAGAGAAGGGGAAAGUGCCAGAGCUGACUGCGAGCGUCAUCCGUGAGGCCAGCGCUGCAGCCUGGUUUCAGGAUCCACCAGCCCACACCAUCAGGAUGGGCUGCACAACGGGCCACCUGGCUUGCCAAACCCAGCCCCAGACCAGCACGGGACAAGAGGGCCAGUCCCUGGAGGCUGGCGGUGCCAAAGUCCCUGAGGUGCUCUCCUCUCUUGAGCGUCUGUCCCAGGCCACUGGAGGCAUGGAGAAGUCCUGGUACCGCUGCAUCUUUCCCUUUGGAAUCAUCUCUUUGGUGAUCGGUGUGGCAGGAACUGGGGUUACCUACACCUAUAACGACUUGCCUCAGACUCAAGUGGUGUCAGUUGUGCUACUUGUCAUGGGUCUUUUGCUGUUGCUGAUGGCCACCGCCUGUUGGACUGUCCACAAGAAGAAGAGAAGGAAAAAGAAAGAGGGAGGCUCGUUCACCUCUGAGCAGUGUCCCCUGUGAAGCACAUGGGGAAAACAGUGGUAGGAACUUGAAAGCAGAGACAUACUCAGGGCUGGGAGCUCAAGAGUUGGCUAAAGAAGCCGCCACUUCACCUCCUCCCAGCGCCGAAUCCCCUCUAUUCUUUAUCACAGAGUUUGGCUCAGCUCAUGCCGGAGAGAACUUGAGUUGAGAAAUCAUAGAGCGUGGAAGGACAGAUAGACAGGAGGACACUGAGUAUCUGUUUAGUCUGUAAAGUUUGGACCAUUUUGGAUUGGCAAGGAGGGAUCACCAAUGCCUCACACACUCUUUUAUCAUCUGACAGCAGGUGUCCAGUGUCAAAACAACCUCAGAGGAGACACACACAAAUAUGCAUUGCACACUACAUGCAUAUUUACACGCACGGCCCCUCGCAGUCCUCACUCACAUAUGCACUGGCAGUCACAGCAGGAGCUUGCACAGACACCUAACACGCUAUGCAGAGCUGCUGCUGGAGUCAACGCUGGCGUCACUAGGCACGUCAGUCACAGCAUUCCUCCUGCCAGGACAGGUGACUCUCCAAGAGGCCAGAAGUGGGCCAAAGACGGCAACCCGAUACCCAGCCGAAAGAGCAGCGCACCCGCGUCAGCGGCCAGCGUCAUUCACUCGUCCUGUGACACCGCAGCAAUGUGUUGAGGGCUUUUUUUACGCAAUGGGAGAGUGGAACUUGAGUCCAGCAGGAUCUUGCUGGCAUCUGUGUGGACGAUGAGCUGGAGAGGGCAGAGGACCUGCUGGGGAAGUGGAAGGUGUUUGUGUGUGCUCAAAUUAAGAUUCUAGUGAAUCGAAAGACUGUUGGACUUCACUACUAAGGAACAACAGAUUUGCACAUAUAGCCAUGUCCACGCCAAGCAAGAGAAACUCCUAGAACAGCAACAUACUCUGAAAGGCCUUUUGUAGCUUCAGCUUCACAUUACAAAGGAGUGGGGCACUGACUUCUGACUGACUGAUUGCCCUCCUGUCAAUGUGCGAGCAUUUACGCCCAGCCUAGUAUCUUCGUGGGGCACCUCAGCCCCACACAGGGCAGGCCAGGAUUAUUGAAGGACACUACCCGAGGGGACAUGCCACUGCAGGGACACUUUGACUGAUCCUGCUCCCCUAGGGCCCCUCCCUCUUGGUGCCUUGAGCAAGCACUCAUGGAAAAAGGCUCUGUCACAUUCCCCUGUUUCCAUCUGAACCCCUGAGAAUUUCCCCUCUUGUUCUCUCUCUCUUUCUCUCUCUCCCCUCAUCCAUCCCAUAUGCCUUCCUCCAUCCUACAUCCUGUGUCUGACUUGAUCCCUCUCAUUUCCCAAAUGUGACAUAGCCCAGGAGGAAGUGUGUGCAGCCUUUUGAUAUUCAAAUUAAGACACACACAUACAUUUAAUUUUAAGCCUCAGAUAUUUGUCUGUAUCACUGUGUGCCAAAGAGAGUGCAUUAUUUUCUUUCUCACAGUGGAAAGAAUAUUGACUGAGAGUGAGUGACAAAUCCCUUUGUCAGUCUGAAGAUAUGGUACAAGGCUGUUUCUCUAGUGAAUACUGAUUCAUGUUUGUGCUCUAAGUGACUCUGGGGUUUCCCUUUCAUGUACUUUUUCCUUUCUGAAAGAACGAGUGAAUGUAGCUGCGCUCAGCUCCACAUCUGUGAAUAGGUGCUUUCUGUUGGUGUGUGGUCUCACGGGAUGAGACACACAAUGGCAUUUGAUUCUUGUCUUAAAUAUUCUCAUUUCUGUCACAGAAUGUAACACUGGAUGGCAAAUGCAAAUCACAGAAGUAGAAAGUACAACACGUAGAAUGUACAGAAAUUGAGUCUAGCCCGUUUGUCCCUAUGUGUUCGAGCACUCCUUUAUCCUUGAGAACUGUCAUUGAUCUUUGUUGCAUUGAUUCUGGCUGUCAGAUUAGUGAUGCUUGUUGCCGAGUAAAAUGUGUCUAUGCAUCCAGAGGUAGCAGUUAAUAACACACAAUGCCAAAGACCGACCUGGAGGCCAUCUGCUUCAAUAGACAUGCAAUCGAUCAGUCCUUUCUCAGUCAGUGUGCAUUUAGAUGUUCUGUUGCAUACUGAUUGUCUGCUGAACUCUGUUAGUUUAAACAGAGGGGAGGAGGGGGAAGUAAGGAGUUAACGGAGGAAGACAAAAGCAGAACCUGGGAAGUCAUUCCUUUCACUUUAAUGUGGGAGUGGGGAGCUGUCCCUGCAGUUAGAUUAGGAUCAGCCAUCCUGAACAGAGCAGUAUUAUUCUUAGGGGAU
Molecule: messenger RNA, 2784 nt
Organism: Epinephelus fuscoguttatus (brown-marbled grouper)
Lineage: Eukaryota; Metazoa; Chordata; Actinopteri; Perciformes; Serranidae
Product: transmembrane protein 100
Exons: 2
Coding region: 16-555 (179 amino acids)
Biological process (GO): cellular response to BMP stimulus
Source: RefSeq, a predicted model, not a curated record